AUGUACGUCAACACGGGCGUAUACGAUCAUCAGCUUCGCAACAACGGCUCUCUGAUCGACAGAAUCGGCUCUAUCCUUCAACAGAGAGCUCAGGAUGUCAUCGCUGUUGCUCCAGUCACCAUCCAGACUUCUCCCAACAUGAGUCCUGCUGAGACUGUCAGUCCUGCUCAAAGGUCUCCUCUCUGUGCGAAACGACCAGCUUCUCCUAUUCACUGCGACGUCGACUGCAAGAAGCGCUACAUCAAAGUGGAAGACGACGAUCUUAUUUCUGACACCGAUUCCUCGGAUCAUGGAACUCAUGAGGACGCCGCCAGUAGCGAAUGCAUAUCACCGCUGAUCAGUUCUGGCUCUCUGAUGUGCCCGGAGGAAGUGUUCUGCUCUGUUCCCGGACGACUUUCUCUCUUGAGCUCCACCAGCAAGUACAAAGUCACACUUGGAGAGGUUGGUUGA
Molecule: messenger RNA, 450 nt
Organism: Caenorhabditis auriculariae
Lineage: Eukaryota; Metazoa; Nematoda; Chromadorea; Rhabditida; Rhabditidae
Source: the annotation of a GenBank genome assembly